Messenger RNA from Erythranthe guttata (spotted monkey flower), 1427 nucleotides. RefSeq names its product putative purple acid phosphatase 20. NCBI's taxonomy places the organism in Eukaryota, Viridiplantae, Streptophyta, Magnoliopsida, Lamiales, Phrymaceae. The record is from RefSeq and is a predicted model, not a curated record. Gene Ontology annotation, molecular function: metal ion binding; acid phosphatase activity.
UGUCUUACGAACCAAAGGGGGACCAAGAGUAUUAAAUGCCUUAGUUUUUAUCGAUGAUGCAGGUGCACAUAUCGUUGAGUGGUCCGAACCACAUGAGAAUAUCAUGGAUAACACUAGUUCGUACUCAAGCAACGGUGUACUACGGUACUUCUCCGGGGAAUUGCAAUCUUUCAGCAAAUGGGAAUUCAAAUAUCUAUCACUACCUAAGAUACGAUUCUGGAGUAAUACACGAUGCCGUCAUCGGCCCUUUAAAUCCAAACACGCUUUAUUACUAUCGUUGUGGCAAUGAGUCUUCUAAAGAGUUCAACUUCAAAACUCCGCCUCACACAUUUCCUAUCAAAUUCGCAGUCGUAGGUGAUCUUGGACAAACCAAGUAUACCAAUUCAACACUCGACCACAUUGCCAAAUCAAAUUACGACAUACUAAUAUUGCCCGGAGACUUAUCCUACGCCGAUAUGUACCAGAAAAAAUGGGACACGUUCGGGCGCUUCGUGGAGCCGCUAGCGAGCAAGCGGCCAUGGAUGGUAACGCAAGGCAACCACGAGAAGGAGAGAAUCAAGGGCGUUCAUCGUAGCAGAUUCACUGCUUACAAUGCAAGAUGGGUUAUGCCUUAUGAGGAGAGUGGCUCUACUUCAAACUUGUACUACUCCUUCGAAGUUGCAGGGGUCCAUGUCAUCAUGUUGGGCUCGUACGCUGAUUUCGAGCCCAAUUCGGACCAAUAUCGUUGGCUGCUGGCCGAUUUGAAAAAAGUGGAUCGGAGAAGAACGCCGUGGCUUAUUGGUGUUGUACAUGCACCGUGGUACAAUACCAAUGAAGCACAUCAGAGAGAAUACGAAGGUGAGGGAAUGAAGAAGGCGAUGGAAGAUGUGUUCUUUAAAGCUCGUGUUGAUGUGGUUUUCGCGGGUCAUGUACACUCAUACGAACGUUUUGUACGCACGUACAAGAAUGAAGCAAAUGAAUGUGGUCCGGCGUACAUCGUCACAGGAGCUGGAGGAAAUCGGGAAGGCCUUGCUCGAAGGUUUAUUUUACCACGGGCGAAAGUGUCGGCUUUUAGGGAGCCAAGAUUUGGGCAUGGACAGUUUUCAAUAUUAAACGCAAGCCAUGCGGUGUGGACAUGGCAUAGGAACGAAGAAAACGUUGCCAUUGCAUCUGAUAAAGUCUUGCUUAGAAGUCUUUCAUCUGUUCCGGCUUGCUACAAAUCGUGAGCAUCGAAAAAUCGAGAGUUUGCAAACAAUUUAUAGUGAAGGAGAUCAAUUAAAAUCAUUAAUAAAUAAUUUUAAUUAGCAUUCUUUUGUGAUGCUUAUUUUCCCAGAAAUAUAAAAUAAUAAAAAGAUGGGAACUUUGAUUUCAAAUAAGAUCAUCUGUUCUAAUGGUGUUUCAUUUCCAUUUAUAGUUAAUAAAAGAAUAUAACACGCUUAACUACGCGU